Lymnaea stagnalis (great pond snail) is the source of this 2325-nucleotide messenger RNA. The record is from the annotation of a GenBank genome assembly. Lineage: Eukaryota; Metazoa; Mollusca; Gastropoda; Lymnaeidae.
CUAUUCAAGUGUACACAAUAAAUUUUGGCUUGCUUUCAAGAACAAAUUAAACUCCAACGUCGAUUAUGGUAUCGAUACUAGUUUUAAGCGUUAAUGUUUCAAACAGUUCUAACGCUAUCCACACGCAUCUUCACUUCCAAGAUAUCGCAGCCGAUACUGUGCAUUCAAACGAUACCGACGACACCUGGAGGUACUUCCCGGGAUAUGUCAGUGACGAGGUGCGCCUCAUCUUUCAGGCACUUAACUUCGCCAUCGUCUGCCAGGUGAUGGACAUUUUCGGCACGGCGACAAACAUCAUAAACAUCAUUGUGUUUCUGAAACAAGGAUUUAAAGAUUCAGUCAAUGUCAGUCUGUUUGGUAAGUUGAUAAUUAUUAUUUCCUUGUGUUUAUUGAAUGUUUAUUUAUAUUAUUACCUUUUCAUUGUCUUUAAACGAACGCGUAAAAAACAGUUCUUUGUUUUAACAGAAAGUCAUGGAAAAAGACAAUGGUGAUUGAGAAUUUCAAUUCCCCCUAAAAAAUAUGCAUGACAUUGAAAGAACUGUCUGCAUUCCACUCUUACAAUUAAUAAAAUAAAACAUAAUUGGAUAUGACUUUGAGAGUAAUGAAGUCAAUCAACUCUUACAAUUAAUUAAACGCACUAGAAUUGCAUAUGACUUUGACAGUAUUGACGUCAUUCGGCUACUCUUACAAGUAAUGAAACAAGCCAGCCUAGCAUACGUUGCAGACAAAAACAGAACAGUGAUCAACAGACUAUGUUGUUAAUUGUUUACCUAAUUAAACUGUUGCAUCGUCCAGCACUUGCAGUGUCUGACGUGGGGAUGCUCGGGACCUUGAUAUGGCACAACCUUUGCUUCAACCCGCUGUUCCAUGACGCUGACCUGCCGUUUGACUCCAUAGAGAUGCAGUACCUGACGGGCGGGUGGCCACAUGUCAUGUUCACACGCAUCACCAGCUGGAUCACUGCCUUCAUCACGCUGGAGAGAUGUCUGUGCAUAGCAAUGCCCUUAAAGGUAACUGUAUGCAGGCAUAUCUCCAGAGAGAUGUCUGUACAUAGCAAUGCCCUUAAAGGUAACUGUAUGCAGGCAUAUCUCCAGAGAGAUGUCUGUGCAUAGCAAUGCCCUUAAAGAUAAGAGUAUGCAUGCAGAUCGCUGGAGAGAUGUCUGUGCAUAGCAAUGCCCUUAAAGGUAAAUGUAUACAUGCAGAUCGCUGGAGAGAUGUCUGUGCAUACAAUGCCUUUAAUGGUGAAUGUUUCCUUGCAGAUCUGUUGAGAGAUGUAUGUGUGCUAAAUUUCUUUUAAGGUAAGUGUAUGCAUGGAGAUCGCUGCAGAGUUUGUGUGUUACAAUGACUUUGGAGGUAAGCGUAUGCAUACAGAUCUUUCUUUCGACAAUUUUACAAUGCAUAAACUUUGAAUUCAGUUUGUCGAACAGUGUUUUUUAUGUAAUAUGGUGUCACGUUGUCGAGGUCACAUACUCAGAGGCUGAAAAGAUGCAUACUUAUUUUUCAAAUCCAAUUAUUAUUUGUUUUAUAACAUAAAUAAGGAGAUAAGAUACAUAUUUUCACAGUUUUAUUUCGUUAUAUUUGUACAAAAAAAUUUUUGUUUUAGUUAUAAUAUAUGAUUUUGCACAGCUUUGUCUAGUAUUUCAAUCAGAAUGGAACAUGUUAAACAAUUUUUUGGAGGAAAGUGCAGUUAAAAUGAAUUGGGAUUUUUUAGAAAUACGAUAGCACGUUGUGUUUUCUUUUACACAGAUCAAAAUCAUUUUUACGCCAAAACGAGUCACAAUCAUCAUGGUCUCAAUCUUUGUUAUCCUCAUCGCCAGUGUGUCGCCCGUCUACUAUGCCAACAGGUACGGCAUGAAGUUCUUCCCCGACCGUAACAAAACCCUGCUGGGACUCAUCUACACCCCAGACCGUGAGCAGGUGGAGAAGGUGUCCUUCACCAUCAACAACAUCAUCGUCCCCUUCUCGGCUUUCCUCACCAUUCUCUCCUGCACCAUCAUCCUCGUCGUCAAGCUGAAGAACAAAACAAAAUGGCGGCAGAGGUCGGCCGUUUCCGGUCAGUCGGAAACCAUGUCGAGUCGCGACCAGAAGGUGACCCGGAUGGUCGUGAUGAUAUCGACACUGUUCAUCGUCUGCUUUACGCCGAUCUGCGUCUUGUUCAUCGGCAUGACGGUCGAGCCCGGGCUGUCCAUCGACGGGAAGUACCACAACAUGUUCUUUGUUGUGUUCUCGUUUGGGUACAUCCUGGAGACGACCAACUCGGCCUUGAACAUCUUCAUCUACUACAACAUGAGCACAAAGUACAGGGACGUGUUCAGACAGCUUUUC